AAACUAUAAAUUAAAACCCUAAAACAACGUUGGUCCGUUUGGAAGUUGUUUGCACUGAACUACACGGGAGAAACCCGCUGCCGGAAUCGGUCGUUCGCCGCCGCGAAACAGUUUGAAAGUUCAGCUUUUAAUACACGGUUACGGUUCAGUAGGUUAGAAACUGAGAAUGGAGGAAGAGAAUAAAGAAAUUGAAUCAUUUAAGGAUUUGGGCUUGAAUGAGUCAUUGGUGGAAGCUUGUGAAAAGCUGGGUUGGAAGAAUCCGCUUAAGAUUCAAAUAGAAGCAAUUCCUCAAGCUCUACAAGGGAAAGAUGUGAUUGGAAUUUCCCAAACGGGUUCUGGUAAAACUGGAGCUUUUGUUCUUCCUAUAUUACAUGCACUCUUAGAAUCACCAUAUUCUCUCCGGAACAAUUUCUUUGCUUGUGUAAUGUCUCCCACAAGGGAGCUUGCUUUUCAAAUUGCUGAACAAUUUCAAGCUCUAGGUUCUGAAGUAGGUGUCAAGUGUGCUGUGCUUGUUGGACAGAUUGACAUGGUAAGACAGGCCAUCGAGAUUGCAAAGCGACCUCAUAUUAUUGUCGGGACACCUGGACGAGUCUUGGAUCACCUAAAAAACACCAAAGGAUUUUCUCUUGAUAAACUGAAAUACUUGGUCUUAGAUGAGGCAGACAGACUGUUGGAUGAGGACUUUGAGAAAACGCUUACUGAAUUCUUAGAAUUUAUUCCUCGUGAGCGGAGAACAUUUCUUUUUUCAGCCACGAUGACAAAGAAGGUCCAGAAGCUCCAAAAGGCUUGCUUAAGGAAGCCUGUGAAGAUUGAAGUAUCAUCCAAAUAUUCUACUGUGGACACACUGAAGCAGCAGUAUCUCCUUGUGCCGGCAAAACAUAAGGAUUGCUACCUUGUAUACAUUCUCACUGAAAUGGCUGGAAGUACAUCAAUGGUAUUCGCCGAGAAAUGUGAGACAACAUGGCUUCUGGCUUUGAUUCUUAAAAAUCUUGGUUUGAAAGCAAUCUCAAUUAACGGUCAUGUGAGUCAGCCGAAGAGACUUGAAGCCUUGGAGAAAUUCAAGUCUAGGGAGUGCAAUAUUCUCGUUUGUUCUGACGUAGCCAGUAGGGGACUUGAUAUUCCAGCGGUAGAUAUGGUGAUUAACUAUAGUAUUCCCAAAAGCAAAGUUUAUGUACAUCGUGUGGGAAGAACCGCUCGUGCAGGGCGGUCUGGAUUUGCCAUUUCCCUUGUGAACCAAUACGAAGUGGCAUCGUACAUGAAGAUAGAGAAGUUUAUAGGCAAGAAGCUACCAGAGUAUCCUGCAGAGGAAGCGGAAGUUUUGUUUUUGAAAGAGCGCGUUAGUGAGGCCAAAAGAUCAGCAGACAAGGAAAUGAAGGAAUCCAGCGAGAAGAAGAAACGGAGGAGUGAAGGAGAUUUUAGUGAAGAGGAUGAGGACGACUUUGACAAAUACUUGGGUGUCAAAAAUAAAAAUUCUUUCAAGAAGUUGAGAAGAUGAUAAAUUAAUAGUUAAAUAUAUUUUUGGACUUUAUAAAAUUGGGACAUUUUAAGUUUAGUCCUUGUUAAUUUUUAAUAGGUAAUUUAGUCCCUCAUAAAGGGUGGUUAACAAAAAUGGUCCCUAGUGUUAAAAUUGUACUAUAAAAAACAAGAUAAAUAUUCAAUCUUGCCACAUGAAUACACUUUUUAAAUGACUAGUGAUUAAUCAA
Messenger RNA from Vicia villosa (hairy vetch), 1703 nucleotides. Its product is annotated as DEAD-box ATP-dependent RNA helicase 10-like. The transcript has 13 exons. Gene Ontology annotation, molecular function: nucleic acid binding; RNA helicase activity; ATP binding. The record is from RefSeq and is a predicted model, not a curated record. Bases 167 to 1495 code for a protein of 442 amino acids. Lineage: Eukaryota; Viridiplantae; Streptophyta; Magnoliopsida; Fabales; Fabaceae.